Scheffersomyces coipomensis is the source of this 1110-nucleotide messenger RNA. RefSeq names its product Cek2p (gene CEK2). The coding region runs from base 1 to 1110 and encodes 369 amino acids. The transcript is spliced from 2 exons. The record is from RefSeq and is a predicted model, not a curated record. Lineage: Eukaryota; Fungi; Ascomycota; Pichiomycetes; Serinales; Debaryomycetaceae. Gene Ontology annotation, cellular component: cytoplasm; nucleus. Gene Ontology annotation, biological process: intracellular signal transduction; protein phosphorylation. Gene Ontology annotation, molecular function: MAP kinase activity; ATP binding.
AUGAUUGUUACAAGAACCCAAGUGUAUAAUAUAUCCCAGAAUUUUAAACUAAAAGAAAUCUUAGGAGAAGGUGCUUAUGGGAUUGUUUGCUUGGCUCAACAUACUAGUGGUACUAUGGUAGCCAUUAAGAAGAUUGUUCCUUUUGAAAAUAACUUAUAUUGUUUAAGAACCUUAAGAGAAAUCAAAUUAUUAGCUCAACUAAGUGGACAUGAAAAUAUCAUAAAUCUUUUUGAUGUUCAAAAACCAUAUGACUUCAAGAAUUUUAAUGAAGUCUAUCUUAUCCAAGGAUAUAUGCCAACUGAUCUUAACAAAGUAAUCCAAUCUCAUACAUUCACAGAAGCCCAUGUUCAAUAUUUCACUUAUCAAUUACUUAGAGGACUUAAAUACAUUCAUAGUGCUAAUGUAAUCCAUAGAGAUUUAAAACCAUCAAAUAUAUUAAUCAAUGAAAGAUGUGAUUUGAAAAUUUGUGAUUUUGGUUUAGCCCGUCUAGAUACUAGUAAAUCUGAUUCAAUUCCGAAUGUCCCACAAACAGCUUUAACUGAAUAUGUUGUUACCAGAUGGUAUAGGGCUCCCGAAAUCAUGCUUAGUUCCUGUCAAUAUUCGGUUGCUGUUGAUUUAUGGUCAGUAGGUUGUAUUUUAGGAGAAAUGUUCACUUAUAGACCUUUAUUCCCCGGUGCUGAUUAUAAAAGUCAAUUAUUAUUCAUUUUUGAAGUUUUAGGUACUCCAUUAGGAGAAGAUUUAGAUUGUAUAAAAUCAACAAGAGCUAAAAACUACAUUGCAACUUUACCAUUUAAACAAAAGUUAGAUUUUGCUGAUUUAUUUAAUAAUCAUCCAUCAAGAAGAAAGAAGCAUUUUGGUAAAAAUAUUAGUCCAGCUGGAAUAGACUUACUUGAAAGAUUAUUAGUAUUUGAUCCUAGUAAAAGAAUUACCGCUGAAACUGCUUUAACUCAUCCAUUUUUAAAGAAUUAUAGUGAUCCAACUGAUGAACCAGUUACAACACCAAUCGAGUUUGAACAAUUUGCUUUCGAUAUUGAAAAAGAAAAACUCAGUAUGUUAGAGUUAAAGAGAGAAAUGUUUAACACUAUUAAUAAUUUAAGAAGAAAGAAGUGA